This is a messenger RNA of Styela clava, 1790 nucleotides long. Lineage: Eukaryota; Metazoa; Chordata; Ascidiacea; Stolidobranchia; Styelidae. The record is from RefSeq and is a predicted model, not a curated record.
AAUACAUCCUAUCCUACCUGCAACAGCUCCUCGGGUCCCAAAUCUUAUGAAAUUGCCAGAAGGGUUACUGGAAACGACCACAAUGCAAUCAUUCUGUUUUGAAGUGGACCACAUAAGAGUGGUACACGCCAAUUUUGUGGAAAGCUGCGAUCACAGGUAUUGUGACGGACGUUACGGAAUUGAAUGUCCAGGCAGUACCGUAGACAAGAAAAUGAGUGUUGUAAGAAUUGGGAUUGACAUUCCGGACUUGACGUUGAAUGGGAGCCUUACAGUAGCAGAACGAUAGCUCUUGCCGUUUUCGAUCAUUCAUUCCUGAAGGUGACUCCAACUAAAUUAAAUUAUGUUGAAAUGUUGCGUUUUUCAAAGAAUGCAUUGCGACUACACAAAAGAUUCCGUGUAUUGGGUUGGUUUAGGCCAGGAAAAAGUGGGUCGGACACGCUGACAAGCAGUUUCAAAUUGCACAUAAGCGAGCUCAAAGUACUUGGUGGGAAAUUGACACGGCGAUACGAUAACUAAAAUUCUGUAAAAUUUCAACUUGAUCUGCAAAAGCUAACCGACAGCAGAAGCAUGGAAAUAUAUAAUGUAGGCGAAGAGAUACAACACCAUGAUCAACAAGGUGAAAUGGUAAACAGCAAAUACAUACAUCUCUUGAGUAUUGAUCUGGAUAUUAUUGCCGAUUGCACUCAAUUUUGCCGCGCUCAUCUCUGUUUUCAAAGUCGUUUUUUAAAUUAUACAAUUAUUUCUAUAGAUUUUCGUAGAAAACCUAAACAACUUAGCUAAAUAUGUCUGUACUAAUUAGAGAGUUGGACGUUAAUUACUUUGAGCACUUGCAGCGUCUAGUUGCAAACAAUUAUGAAGAAAAAUUGAUUGAGGAUAUUGAAAAUUGCCAAGUGGUUAUGGAAGAAGGCUUCAAAAUGAUAGGAGAACUUCUUCAUACAAAGAAACCAAAUAGAGCUGCAAUGACAACCAAUGUUCAAACGAAGAAUCUUGGCAAAAGAUCGAAUCAUGGUAACAUAACGGUAAAUUACUACCGAAUGAUGCACAUCAGAUUUGGCACAAGAAUGUCAGUCUUAAUGGUGGAAGCUAAGAUGGAGGCUAUUGUUCUGCGAUUGGAAAACAGGCUCCAAAUGGGACAACAUGUUACUGUGAUCGAUCCAACAUGUCGGAGCGAAUGGCGAGGUCUGCCCGUCAUUAAGACAAUACAUCCUAUCCUACCUGCAACAGCUCCUCGGGUCCCAAAUCUUAUGAAACUGCCAGAAGGGUUACUGGAAACGACCACAAUGCAAUCAUUCUGUUUUGAAGUGAACCCCAUAAGAGUGGUACACGCCAAUUUUGUGGAAAACUGCGAUCACAGGUAUUGUGACGGACGUUACGGAAUUGAAUGUCCAGGCAGUACCGUAGACAAGAAAAUGAGUGUUGUAAGAAUUAGGAUUGACAUUCCGGGACGUGACGUUGAAUGGGAGCCUUACAGUAGCAGAACGAUUGCUCUUGCCGUUUUCGAUCAUUCAUUCCUGAAGGUGACUCCAAGUAAAUUAAAUUAUGUUGAAAUGUUGCGUUUUUCAAAGAAUGCAUUGCGACUACACAAAAGAUUCCGUGUAUUGGGUUGGUUUAGGCCAGGAAAAAGUGGGUCGGACACGCUGACAAGCAGUUUCAAAUUGCACAUAAGCGAGCUCAAAGUACUUGGUGGGAAAUUGACACGGUUUGAAAGCGGAGACCUUGUGGUGUCGGAGGGCCAUAAUAUGCCUUCUAAAAGAGAACGAACCAAUGAACAAUCUAGUUCUAGUUCUUAA